AUGUAUUUUUUAUUCGCCUUUAAUUCAAUCAAAAUCAAAUCAUCCGACGUGUUUUAUUCAAUUUUUCUCCCUUAUUUCGUCAUUUGCCAAAAAAGUUUUGAUGUGUUUCUGCCCUUUUAUGUAAUUCUUCUUUUUCUUUUCUCCACUCUCCUAUUUCCUUUUCUUUCUCUUUUUCUUACCUUUCUUUUUCCUUCCAUCUAUCUUUUCUCCCCACACUCCUAUUUUUUAUUUCUUCUUUCGCUUCUUCUCAACUCUCCAAUUUUCUCUUUUUCUUCCCCUUACCCUCAUAUAUUCAUUUCUUCUUCUUUUCCUUGUCCUUCUCUUUCGUCCCUUCUUCUUUUUAUAUUUUCCUCAUUUUUUAUUUUUCUUCUUUUUUCUUUUCCCCUUCUUUUUCCCUCUUCUUCUUCUUCUUCUUCUUCUUCUUCUUCUUUUCGCUCCACUUUCCUAUUUUCAUUCCUUCUUUUCCUUAUUCUUCUUUUUCUCCUUACUUCUUUCUUUUUUCCUCACUCCCAUAUUUUCAUUGCCUUUCUUUCUUUCUUUCUUUCUUUCUUUCUUUCUUUCUUUCUUCUUCUUCUUCUUCUUCUUCUGUAUUCUUCUUCUUCUUUCUUCUUUUCUUUUCUUUUCUUUUUGUACUUUCUUUUCUCCUCACUAACUCCUAUUUUUAAUUUCUUUUUCUUUCUCUUUUUCUCUUCCUUCUUUCUCCAUUUUUUCCUUCUUCUUCUUUCUUUCCUUCCUAUUUUCAUUUCCUUUUUCAUUUCAACUUCCUCCUUUUUUUUCUUUUUUCUUAUCCUUCUUUGA
This is a messenger RNA of Acanthosepion pharaonis, 798 nucleotides long. NCBI's taxonomy places the organism in Eukaryota, Metazoa, Mollusca, Cephalopoda, Sepiida, Sepiidae. The record is from the annotation of a GenBank genome assembly.